Sipha flava (yellow sugarcane aphid) is the source of this 3022-nucleotide messenger RNA. RefSeq names its product kinesin-like protein KIF12. The coding region runs from base 229 to 2508 and encodes 759 amino acids. The record is from RefSeq and is a predicted model, not a curated record. NCBI's taxonomy places the organism in Eukaryota, Metazoa, Arthropoda, Insecta, Hemiptera, Aphididae. The transcript has 16 exons. Gene Ontology annotation, biological process: microtubule-based movement. Gene Ontology annotation, molecular function: ATP binding; microtubule binding; microtubule motor activity.
GUGUUGUGUUUUUUUCCCCAUUUAGUUACCUUAGUGCCCAUCGUCAUUACGUACGCUUAUUUUUUUCAAUCAUAAGCGCGUUUCGUCCGAGCACUCGUUUGAAGAUAUAUAAAAAAAAAAAAAAAGACAAAAGCCGUACGUUCGAUGUGAUAAUUGAAGCUACGACCGUUCAACCCCACGACAAUUUUCGAAUAAACAGUAUAUACAUUCAAGUAAUACUAUGACUUGAUGGCAGGUAAAAUGAAAGUCAAUUCGAAAUCUAGCGAUGAUUCUAUUUCGUCCUUAAACGAAUCUACCGGGUCAUUAAAUAGAUCGUACAACGAUAUUUCAGAACAAGAAAAUGGUAUCUACGUUGUAGUGAGAUGUCGGCCUCUCAGCAUCAAAGAAAACAAAGCAAUUGAACCAUCGAUUAUAUCUUUUCCGGGAAAUGGACGUAUUUUGAUAGAAGGAUUUAAUUCAAUCGGUGGAUCCAAUGGGCCCAAGUCAAAACUGUUCUCUUAUAAUGUGGUUUUUGAGCCCGCAGCUACUCAAGAAGAUGUUUUCCAAUAUUCAGGUAUCAAAAAACUCAUUGAAAUGGCUGCUGAAGGUUUUAAUACCACGUGCUUCUGUUAUGGACAAACCGGCAGUGGUAAAACUCAUACAUUGACAGGACCACCAGGAAUGUUUUUUAACAAGCGUAUUGAACCUUUUGCCAUGGAUCAUGGCUUAGUGUUUCGCUCGUUUAUGUACCUGUUCCGGUUGGUGCAACAACGACAAGAUCUCCACUUCGUGCUCAAAGCUUCGUUUCUAGAAAUUUACAAUGAGAAAGUAAUAGAUUUAUUGAAUCCUGGCACUCACAGGAAACCCCUAGAAGUAAGAUGGUCCCGGAAAGCUCGUAACUUCUAUGUAGACAAUCUAUUUAUGGUAGACUGUGAAGAGUUAGAUGAUCUACAAGCCGUAUUGGAAGAAGGUAUGAAAAACAGAACAGUCGGAAGUCAUAAUAUGAACGAAAACUCCAGUAGAAGUCAUACUAUGUUGACAGUAUAUAUUACGUCUGAACAACAGAUAUCCGAAGAUGGCGUUUUUAUCACGAAACAAGGAAAAAUUAAUUUCGUAGACUUGGCUGGAAGUGAAAUGACUAAGAAAACCAUGAGUGAAGGGAAAACCCUAGAGGAAGCGAAUAACAUCAACAAAAGCUUAAUGGUCUUAGGUUACUGCAUUGCAUCACUGAGUGAUCCAAAGAAGCGAAAAGGUCACAUCCCAUACCGAGAUAGUAAACUAACCAAACUCCUGUCAGACAGUAUAGCUGGUACCGGUGUCACAUUGAUGAUAGCAUGUAUAUCACCAGCAAGAUCGAAUGCUAGUGAAACAAUCAGUACAUUGAGGUAUGCAGCUCGGGCAAAAAAAAUCAAAACUAAACCAGUGAUUGUUAUGGAUCCUCGAGAGGCAUUGAUCGUCAGCUUGCGACGAGAAGUGGAGGCCUUGCAGAAUGAAAACGAUCAUUUGCGGAAUGCACUGGAUAUUAACAAAACAUCAUCGGCCAGUAUAACGAAUGUAAAAAUGCCACCUAACAUGGACAUGGAUCGGUUAAUACAAAUGGACCCCAAGGAGCUCGUGGAUCUGGUUAAACAUUACGCGAAUGAAAACGAGGCUUUGCGCAGAGAAAACGCCGAGCUGUUUAACUCCAGGGACCUAUUACAGAGGGACCACGAAAUUGUGUGCCGGGAAAACGAACGAUUACUGAAGAAACUCGAAGACGUCAACUCGGCAUGUAUCAGGUCUCCGAUAAUUCCAGCACGUGGCCAAUAUGCAGAUAAAGGGGAAACGAAUUCAACGAGUACGACUAGUUCGCUGGGAACAAUAAAUGACCAAAUGGAAAAUAAUACAAAUGGAAGAGAAAAAAGAAAUUUGCCGAUGAACUACCAAAGAGAAAUAGACAAAAAAGGGAUCGGAAAGAAUAUUAGUAAUUUCAUGGGUUCUCUCAAUAACCGAGGAAAAACGUUAUCGAACAGUAAAGCACCUUCAAAACCAACUUCUGCUACAAGGAUGCCCGUCCACGAACCGGCGGCGGUUUACUCGUUCAACGAAGGACUCAACUCGGCGGCGUCGACACUAGCGUCCAUCGUCAGCCGGCAAGCGUUUGACAUAUCGCGUGGCGUCCGGGUCGGCGACGGACGCGCGGACUACAUCAGCGACGGCAGUGUCGAGGACGAAGGCGGGCGGAGUGCCAUUGGCGGCCGUCUAUCGUUGCCGAACAUCCGGAGCGCCGGCGACGACGACGACAGCAGCAUCAGCGCAGCAGCCGAGGCAAGAGCGCGACGCGACAGCUUCGGCAGCGGCCUGCGGAUGCGGUUGGACGGCUUCGGCGGCGGUUUGUCGGUACGCCCGGACACUCCGGCCUUCGGUGACGUGAGUGCGAGGCGCGACCCUUUCGGCAGUCCGGUCACGCCUCAGAUGUACAACGGGUUCAGACAUCACGCCAACAACAGGGCCGCCGCCGCCGUUAAAACCGCUACCGCGUCCAGUUGAUUAUCCGCCGGAGGUGAUCCGUAGUUCUUGCUCGCGUCCUUCGUCGGUGACCAUCGCCAUCGCUGACAGAUAAUAUAAAUCUAUCGUUUCUCCGUGUCCCCGGCGGCACUCGAACUCCCGCGACUUCCGUUCGGAUUAUACCUGGUAUACUUUCCAAUCUCGAUGUGAUACCGGAUUCGGUUCACGAUUUUUUGUAAAACGUGCACAUCCGCGUGAUGCAGAUACUGCGGAGUAUAAGGAUAAGAAAUAAACGCGAACGAGAACAUAAAAAAAAAAAAACCAAUCGUUCUGACGACCACGAAAAGUGUGUACGCGCGCAUGUACAAUAAAUACACAUACGUUUAUGUAUCGUAGCGUAACAUUUAUUUUCUUCUUAUUUUCCAUUUAUUAUAUACGUAUAAUGUACAUAUAUAUAAUUACGACUUUUAUUCUAUAGACGUACACAUAAUAUGAUAGAAUAAAACUCGUACUUUCCUCUUUACAUUGACUACAUUUAUUGUUAUGGUACGAUAUG